This is a messenger RNA of Misgurnus anguillicaudatus (oriental weatherfish), 2094 nucleotides long. RefSeq names its product potassium channel, subfamily K, member 13b (gene kcnk13b). Gene Ontology annotation, molecular function: potassium ion leak channel activity; outward rectifier potassium channel activity. The record is from RefSeq and is a predicted model, not a curated record. Gene Ontology annotation, biological process: stabilization of membrane potential; potassium ion transmembrane transport. Lineage: Eukaryota; Metazoa; Chordata; Actinopteri; Cypriniformes; Cobitidae. Gene Ontology annotation, cellular component: plasma membrane.
GCAAAAGGUCAUAGGCUAUUGAUCGCAGCGACGCGUUCCCAAAGCGCGUAAUCGGAUCAAAAAUUGCAAACAACGUUCAUGCCAACAUGACAGUCAACACAGUACUUUUGUGCGCGUGUAGACCUCUGACGCCAACUUCAUCACGCACUGAGCUACACGCGCUCCCGGAGAGGUUGAGAGCCCACCACGAUACAGGAGAGGAAAAGCAUCAUGUUGAGAGAAGAAACUCACAAGGCAGCUGCUGAAGAGAUGAAUGGUCUAUUAUGAAUUGUAGACAAUGUGGUGGCGCCUCACGCGCAUUUGUUCCUAUAAUAUUCCUGUAAAACAAUGGCUUGCCGCGGCGGGUGUUGCUGCAACAGCAUCGGUCCCCUGAAUGAAGAUAAUGCCAGAUUUCUCAUUUUGGCUUUGCUCAUCAUCAUCUACUUGUUAUGUGGAGCGGCGGUGUUUUCAGCUCUGGAGCAUCCGAAGGAGACGGUCGCCAAAGAGAGAUGGGCUCAGAGGAUCGAGCAGUUCACUCAGAAGUACAACCUGAGUCAAGACGACCUGAAGAACUUCCUGAGGAACUAUGAGGAGGCAAAUGUGGCCGGUAUUCAUGUAGACUCGACCAGACCUCGAUGGGAUUUUACCGGGGCUUUUUAUUUUGUCGGAACUGUUGUGUCAACCAUAGGUUUUGGGAUGACAACACCUGUAACUAUUGCAGGGAAGAUAUUCCUGAUCUUUUAUGGCCUCAUUGGUUGCGCUGCCACCAUUUUAUUUUUUAACCUCUUCUUGGAACGUGUCAUCACCGUGAUUGCAUUCGUCUUGAAGUUCUGCCACGAGCACAGAGAACAGCGCAAAGCCGGACCACCUCAAAAUUUCCGGCGUCCCUCCAUCAGCAGCAGAGAAAGGCGUACAGACAGCUUGGCUGGCUGGAAGCCUUCGGUGUACUGCGUGAUGCUCAUCUUAGGAGUGGCUGCCAUCUUGGUUUCUUGCUGUGCAUCUGCAAUGUACUCCUCAGCUGAGGGCUGGGGGUACCUGGAUUCCCUCUAUUUCUGUUUCGUGGCCUUCAGCACCAUUGGCUUUGGGGACAUGGUGAGCAAUCAGCGUGAGACGUACAAAGCUCAAGCAGCUUACAGGGUUGGAAACUUCCUGUUCAUCCUGACAGGGGUUUGUUGCAUCUACUCGCUGUUUAAUGUCAUUUCCAUUGUUAUCAAGCAAGUUCUCAACUGGCUGCUGCAAAAGCUGGAGACUCCUUGCCAUUGCCCAGGUGGAGGGAACCGCCAUCCGCGGAGAAAUGCUGUCGUGCCUGGGCACAUGAGAACUCGCCGUGACCACUCCAUUGAGACAGAUGUAGUCAAUGAUAGUGAGAUCGAUGGCCGCCGAAUGUCUGGAGAGAUGAUCUCCAUGAAGGACUUUCUAGCUGCAAAUAAAGUUAACCUGGCCAUCAUGCAGAAGCAGCUGUCAGAGAUGGCCAACGGGCAUCCACGACAGUUGGGGUCCAGCUCACGAAAUGAGUUCUCAGGAGGAGUUGGUGCGUUGGGAAUAAUGAAUAACCGAUUGGCAGAAACAAGUGUAGACAGAUAAGUCUACCAUUUAGUUACAAUAAAAGCGCACUUUGUUAUGACUUAUAAACAUUAACCUCCAGCAUUGUGAAAAUAUGCUAUUCAUCAUCAGCUUCCUGUAGGGUUACCAACAUAAAGUGGGUCAAGUGAUUUCAACAUGUCCGUCACCAUGAUGUGGCGCUUUCCUUGUAAAAUAUAACAACUUUUAUUAGACUACUGAUAUGACUGUAUUCUUCAUGUUCAUUUCAAACACAUGAUUAUUCUCUUUAUAAUAAUGAAACAAUUACUGAGUGCACCUUAAAGCUGAAUUCAACAAUAACUAUAGGACCUCCACAGCAAAGACUAAGAAAAAGUAUGUGAACAUUUUGGAAUUUCAUGGUUUUCUGAAUAAAUUUGUCAUAAAAUGUGAUCUGAUCUUCAUCAUACAAGUCAAAUUUUGAUCUUUUAUGACAUUAUUGAACACACUCAUUCAACAUUCAAAAUGGCAGUAUAAGUGAACCCUUAGAAUAAAUAACUGGUUGACACCCCCCAACGGCAGCAGACCAAACACUUC